This is a messenger RNA of Cuscuta campestris, 2139 nucleotides long. The record is from the annotation of a GenBank genome assembly. NCBI's taxonomy places the organism in Eukaryota, Viridiplantae, Streptophyta, Magnoliopsida, Solanales, Convolvulaceae.
ACUUUGGUUUGAUUUGAAGGAGAGUAUAAAAGGGGUGGUUUUAGAAUUUAGCAAUAGCUUUUCCUUCCCUUCGGGAUUUGUCAUUGAAAAGUUUAAGAAUACAAGGAGAGUGGAAAACGAUUUUCCCGGUGGAUGCCUGAGGAAUUGAACUGAUUUUUCCGUUCUCCGGCAGCUUCCCGCCGCUCUCCGAUCUCUCCUCCUCCGUCUUCUUCCUUCUCCUUCACCAGCAUUCAUACACCACCACCUGCUUACUCCUCCAGUAGGGCUUUGUGUGUUCAAACAUGGAGUCGAUUUCGCCGGUCAUGGGACCGACGAAGAUUCUUCUCCCCGGGAGGAGAGCUCUCUGCCGACGUAAUGAUCUCUUUGCUAUUUCUCCUCGGCGGAGCUCGGCGGUGAGCCGGAGGCUCAGUACUGUUCGGGUGAAAGCUGCUGAGAGCUGGAAGACCGGCAUUGACUUCAGCGAUCCUGAUUGGAAGGUGAAGUACCAGAAGGAAUUCGAAUCUCGCUUCAACAUUCCUCACAUCACUGAUACAUUCCCCGACGCCGUUUCCUAUCCGUCCACUUUUUGCCUCAAGAUGAGAACACCAGUAAGUGAAGUUUUUGCACGAGGGUACCCCUCGGAUGAAGAAUGGCAUGGUUAUGUCAAUAAUAAUGACAGAGUGCUUCUUAAGACAAUCUAUUACUCAUCUCCGACAUCUGCUGGUGCGGAGUGCAUUGAUCCUGGAUGUACAUGGGUAGAACAAUGGGUUCACCGUGCCGGUCCUCGUGAGAAAAUAUACUACAAGCCAGAAGAAGUAAAAGCAGCUAUUGUGACUUGUGGUGGGCUUUGUCCUGGUCUCAAUGACGUUAUAAGACAUAUAGUCAUCACACUAGAGAUAUAUGGUGUGACAAAGAUUGUUGGAAUUCCAUUUGGAUACCGUGGCUUUUCUGAUGAUGGUCUUGCUGAAAUGCCUCUAUCAAGGAAAGUAGUUCAAAACAUCCAUCUCUCUGGGGGGAGCUUGCUAGGAGUCUCACGUGGAGGACCUAAAGUCAGCGACAUUGUGGACAGUAUUGAGCAAAGAGGAAUCAAUAUGCUUUUUGUGCUAGGUGGAAACGGCACACAUGCUGGUGCUAAUGCUAUCCAUGAUGAGUGUAUCAAAAGACGUUUAAAGGUGGCUGUGGUUGGUGUACCAAAAACAAUAGACAAUGAUAUUCUGCUCAUGGAUAAAACCUUUGGUUUUGAUACUGCAGUGGAAGAAGCACAAAGAGCAAUUAAUUCUGCUUACAUUGAGGCUCAUAGUGCUUAUCGUGGCAUUGGGGUUGUGAAGUUGAUGGGUCGUAGCAGUGGCUUUAUAGCAAUGCAUGCAUCACUAGCUAGUGGGCAAAUUGAUAUAUGCUUAAUUCCAGAGGUACCAUUUAAUCUGGAUGGACCACAUGGUGUACUGAGACAUCUAAAGUAUCUGCUUGACACAAAGGGUUCAGCUGUACUCUGUGUGGCUGAGGGUGCAGGCCAGAUUUUCCUUAAGAAAACAAAUGCCAAGGACGCAUCUGGAAAUACCGUGCUUGGAGACAUUGGUGUUCAUAUACAGCAAGAGAUAAAGAAGUACUUCAAGGGGAUCGGAGCACCAGCAGAUGUGAAAUACAUCGAUCCUACAUACAUGAUCCGUGCAUGCCGCGCAAAUGCAUCAGAUGGGAUUCUCUGCACUGUACUUGGUCAAAAUGCCGUUCACGGUGCGUUUGCUGGAUAUAGUGGCAUCACAGUGGGAAUAUGCAACACACACUAUGUCUACUUUCCUAUUCCCGAAGUCAUUUCUCAGGCGAGAUGUGUGGACCCCAACAGCCGAAUGUGGCACCGUUGUUUAACGUCCACAGGUCAGCCUGACUUUAUUUAGUUUCUCCAGAAAAUGAAUCAAAUUAUUUAUACUCAGCAUUCUGUUCAAGUGAAAAUAACAGAAAACAGGUAGGGAUUUCCAUAUUUUUCCUCCCAUUAGCUGUGAAAUGCUGAGGCCAAAUCAUUCUUUUUCUUUCUUUUUUUUCUCCCUUCAAAAUAGAAUUGAUUUGUUGUGAUAUAAGAACACCAUGUGGGGAGUAUUGAUUGGUUCAUUGUUGUAACUAUUUACAAAAAAAAUAACAUAAUAGAAAUAAAUUCAUGUUUGUGUG